Messenger RNA from Argentina anserina (silverweed cinquefoil), 514 nucleotides. RefSeq lists its product as uncharacterized. NCBI's taxonomy places the organism in Eukaryota, Viridiplantae, Streptophyta, Magnoliopsida, Rosales, Rosaceae. The coding region runs from base 33 to 296 and encodes 87 amino acids. The record is from RefSeq and is a predicted model, not a curated record. The transcript is spliced from 3 exons.
UCCGAAGCUUGAAGAAAGGAAGUGAACUAGCGAUGAGCGAGACUCGACCGGUACCGAGAAGGGAGAGCCCAUGGGGCACGCCGGAGGGAGAACACCGUCAGCCCAAGGCCCAUCGCUGCAAUGACCGAGCUGAGGACGUCAUCCAAGCUUGUUUUGAGGGAAACCCCUUUAGGACAGUCCCGGGGCCAUUCAAGCUCUUUUAUCAGUGCAUGCGAUCUAAACCUGGGGAGGAACCAACAGAGCCAUAUACAUAUUUGCAGCUGGAUCCUCCAACAAGGGAGGUGAAAAUUGAGUGAAGUCUUCAUAUCUUUGCUUGGAAAAUAAUCUUGUGUCUAACUUUUCUUGUCUCAAGAUUGCCAAAGUUGUGUUCCAUUUGCCUAUAUAACGUUUUGGAGUGUGCUUGAGAUUACAGCUUUCUUUGAUUUGAUACAUAAUGCUAAACUCAUCAGAUAAUGAUUAUGUUUUUAUAUUUUAGAAGCUAAAGAUUCGGUUGCACUAUGUGCGCCAUUCAACU